Alligator mississippiensis (American alligator) is the source of this 1462-nucleotide messenger RNA. RefSeq names its product akirin 2 (gene AKIRIN2). NCBI's taxonomy places the organism in Eukaryota, Metazoa, Chordata, Crocodylia, Alligatoridae. Gene Ontology annotation, biological process: positive regulation of transcription by RNA polymerase II; positive regulation of innate immune response. The record is from RefSeq and is a predicted model, not a curated record. The transcript is spliced from 5 exons. Gene Ontology annotation, cellular component: nucleus; chromatin. The coding region runs from base 190 to 780 and encodes 196 amino acids. Gene Ontology annotation, molecular function: transcription coregulator activity.
GUCCCGCGACGCCGCGCCGGCCCAGCCGCACCCCCGCCACCGCCUACCGGCUGAAUUGAGCGCGGGCGGCGCGGGCUCCCCGCACGCAGCGCCCGGCCCGAGCCGCCCCCCGCCCCGCGCAGCCCCCCCGGCCGGGAAGGCGCUCCCGGGCAGGGCCCCGCCGCCCCGCGCCCCGGACCCGGCCCGGCCAUGGCGUGCGGCGCCACCUUGAAACGAACUCUGGAUUUCGACCCACUGCUGAGCCCAGCCUCCCCGAAGCGGCGGCGCUGCGCCCCCCUGGCGGCCCCCGCCGCCGCCGCCGCGUCGGCCUCAGCCGCCGCCUCCUUCGCCGCCGCCUCCCCGCAGAAAUACCUGCGCAUGGAGCCCUCGCCCUUCGGAGACGUGUCGUCCCGCCUCACCACAGAACAAAUUCUGUACAACAUAAAACAGGAGUACAAACGCAUGCAGAAGAGGAGACACUUAGAAAAUAGCUUCCAGCAGACAGAUCCAUGUUGUUCUACUGAUGCACAGCCACAUGCAUUUCUUCUUACUGGACCAGCUUUGCCAGGUACUUCAUCUGCAGCAUCAUCACCAUUGAAAAAAGAACAGCCCCUGUUUACUCUCAGACAAGUUGGAAUGAUCUGUGAACGUUUGCUGAAAGAGCGUGAAGAGAAAAUCCGUGAAGAGUAUGAAGAAAUCUUGACCACAAAACUUGCAGAACAAUACGACGCAUUUGUGAAGUUCACGCAUGAUCAAAUCAUGCGACGAUAUGGAGAACAGCCUGCUAGUUAUGUUUCAUGAAUCAUGUUUUCUGCAUACGUGGGCUGCCCUAUCCACCCCAUUUAAUUGCUGCAAGCUGUCCCAGUAAGAACUUGCAGCAAUGCCAUAUUUCCCCCACCCCACCCCCUGUGAACACAGGUUAUUUCAAGCUUUUGUCAGUGGCAACCACUCUUUUAUGCAGCAACUGGUUUUGGAGUGCUCCCUGAUGUCAGUACCACCUGGAUGUGGACCUUUGCUACCUGUAAUAAUACCAGUGGCCUCAUUUGCUGUAUCAUUAAAAUUUGGCUUCUUAUGUUAAUAAGUUUGAAAAAGUAAAGGAUUAAAGCUGGUGUUCUAGAACUUGCCCUUCACUGGUUGUGUAAAUAAAAAUGUAGAAUGACACUUCUGACUGAAGUUAGUGUGGUUUUCAUAACUGUGCACUACAACCAAGCUGUAAUCACAGUUAAAUUAGAAUGUAAUCCCAGGACAAUUUUAAGCAAAUAGCCCACAGUACUGCCUGUGAAAUAGUGAAGGAGGGCAUUUCUGUAUUCCAUGACUUUUUUGGGGGUUAAGAAUGGGUUUAUAUGAUUUCUCAUUUUUGUAGUUUUUAUUUAUUCUAUCCGUCUUUAACAAAUGUUUAUUGCUGCAAUUUUUCAGUGUAUCAUUGUUUUACUGCCCUUGUAGUACUGGAAUUUAGUUGGAAGAAUAAAACAUUUACUUCUAA